Messenger RNA from Phycodurus eques (leafy seadragon), 3009 nucleotides. It is a transcript of the gene tbccd1, whose product is annotated as TBCC domain containing 1. The coding region runs from base 258 to 2069 and encodes 603 amino acids. Gene Ontology annotation, cellular component: spindle pole centrosome. NCBI's taxonomy places the organism in Eukaryota, Metazoa, Chordata, Actinopteri, Syngnathiformes, Syngnathidae. The record is from RefSeq and is a predicted model, not a curated record. The transcript is spliced from 10 exons. Gene Ontology annotation, biological process: maintenance of Golgi location; maintenance of centrosome location.
UUAGCCUUGGACAGUUGUUGGCCUUUUUAAGUGGAUAUUUAGCGAUUUGCGGCGAAGUGGUUAGUUGUGUGGCUAAAGGCUGUUCCGCGUAUCGCGGAGAAACUGUGUUGGUGCAGCAAGAAGAAGACGCCUGUGGGAAGUGGUGGAAGAGGGCGCCAAAUAGGAAGUAGAGCACAAAGAUGGACUUCAUCGCUCAACAAACCUCCGAACAAGCUGGUGGACGUCGAACUCGCGAAUGACUCGGAUGUAUCACCGAGAUGGAACAAGCCCACGGUUGGCCCUCGACGAAGGCUGAAAACAUGGAUCCAGACAAGGUGAGCAUAUGGCCGCGUAUGGAGCCUUUCCUCCUCGGUGCACUUCAGGUGGCCCCGUCCUCCAAGCUCAGCCUGCAUUACCUUCGUAAGAUGGCCACCUACGUGCGCACCCGCGAUGGUUGCUUCCCCUCUUUGCCGUGGCCCAUGUGGAGGCACAUCGCAUGUGGGAAGCUGCAGCUUUCAGAAGAGCUGGCGUGGCUCUAUUUUGAAACCUUUGACCUCUUUACUAGCCACUUGCCAGAGGACCGACUGGAGUGGGCAGAGUGUCUUUCCCAGUGUUCUAGUAAAAUUGAGCUUGACCAGCAGAGGAAUAAGAUGUCCGUGGACACGCUGCAGUUUCUCCUCUUCCUCCACAUCCAACAGCUCAACCGUGUGUCUCUGCGUAACUCGCUCAUUGGGGAGGAGUGGCCCAGCCAUCGCACACGCUCCCCGUGUCCGUCGGAACGUGAGGCCAAGACCAGCUCCCAGAACAAGAACUGGGACGACCAGGCCCACCUGUCCUUUGUGCAGAGCCACCUGGUGGAGCUUCUCGAGCUGCUGGUAGAGCCUGAUCAGCUGUCUGAGUCUGGAAUGGUCCCGCGUGACUGUCAGAUCUCUCUGGAGGCCGUGCGCAGCCUGGGCCUGCUCCUGGAGGGUUCGGUGCACCCGGGCAGGGCUGUCCAGCCCGUCUAUAGGUUGCUGAGUAAAGGUCCGCUCCAGACGCAUGCGGGCUACUCUGCGCUCAGCCAUUCCUUCCCUCUGCACCAGCUCAUCUCCUGUCUUCAACAUAAUCUCACCCUCAAUCCCUUUGGGAUGACCUCUUGCCUGCGCUCUGGGAAGAAGCUAGCUUGGGCCCAACAAGUGGAGGGGGCCAUGAAGCGCGCCAAAAUAGCCCGAAACACUCACAUGGCCCCAGCAGGUAGCAAGAUGGUACUCAUGUCUCAGGUUUGCAAGCAGACCCUGGCCAAGACCUCUGACAAGAUGACAGGAGCCAACAUCAAGAUCCACCGAUGCUCUGACGCCUUCAUCUACCUCCUCUCGCCUCUCAGGUCGGUUAGUGUGGACAAGUGCAGAGAUUGCACGGUGGUCCUUGGUCCAGUGGAGACCAGUGUGCAUGUGCACUGCUGCCAGAAUGUGCGGCUGGUGUGCGCGGCGGGCAGGGUCGUUAUUGGGGCCUCGUCACGCUGCACGCUCCACGCCAUGACGCCCACACGCCCUCUACUUCUGCCCGGCAGCGCUGACAUCACCCUCGGCCCCUUCCACACUUUCUACCCCUCCCUGGAGGACCACAUGGCCAGUGUAGGGCUGGCGGUGGUCCCCAACAUGUGGGACCAGCCCCUGCUGCUGGGGACCGACCCCAUCAAGCCCUCCGCGAACCCGGAGCCGGCUUGCUACUGUUUGCUGCCCCCAGAGGAGUUCCACAUGCUGGUGGUGCCUUUCCACAUUAAGGGGGACACGUGCGAGGUACCGGGUGGGUUGGCGCCCCGCUAUCAGGCAGCACUCGAUGACAAGCAGAAGAGGAUACAAAAAUGGCAGAAGACUGUGAUGGAAGCCCAGCUGAACAAGGAGCAGAAGUCCAAGUUCCAGGAGCUGGUGGAGGCAAAGUUCCACGAGUGGCUCCUGGAGACGGGACACCGGCAGGAACUGGACAGCCUGAUCCCGCCUCCCGCUACCUCCCCGCAGGUCUCCAACGGCGCCCCGGCGGACGAGCCUCCGGCGAACAACAUCACGUACAUUAAGACGGGGGCGGUGGGACAGUCUCCUAUGGCUUGUUGAAUUGUAGUCUUCCUCACGCCUCAGUGGUGUUUAUUUUAAAUGAAGUAGAAGCAGUCAUGGACAUUCAUAGAAUUAAUAUUUUGGGAUAAAAGUUGAACCCAGGGCCCCUUUGUUGUUUGAAUGUGUUGACAACUGGCAAAUUGUGCAGACCAAAUGCUGUUUUCUGCAUUUGAACUAUUCAAAUGCAGUUAAUUCAGCUGUUUUGAUGAACAUCAUGAUAUAUUAAUAUUGUAUGAAUAUGAAUACGACGAGCACUCAGUAGAGCCCAGACUUCCAGCAAAACCUAAAAUACAACAUUUAACUGACAAUGCUCAGAACAUAAACUAUUUAAAAACAUCUGAAAUUUAGUAUGGCCUUUGGGGGAUUUAAUAAAAGUUAAUAUGGCUGAGAAGAAAAUGCUUCCAAUCCUUGAUGUAAUCAAAAUACCCACUUUCAUGUCUGAAUUUUCUCAUUAGGAUUCAUGUUUUCUUGAAUAAUCCUACUUUUCAAACAAAAAUAACUGUUCCUGUAGUUAGUUUGGAUUUUUACACUGGAUUGUAAAUGUUUUGCAGGUCCUAUUGACUGUGAUCAAUAUGAAUGUGCUGAUUUACUCAUCUGCCAACCAACCAACAUGUGCUUCAAAGUAUAUAUUUUUUUAUCAGUCACUAGUGGAAAUAAUAUAUUUUUGUAUUAUUUCAUUCAUCCUAAAGGCCUCUUUGUUAGCACUUCAUACCUUCAAUAUGUCAAGGUUAGCUUCCUUUGUACAGUACAUAGUGGGCCACAAAAAAAAAUCAUGUUAUUGCAUCGGAGACUUAACUGUAAAAACAAAUGAAUACUGAUUUCACACACUUCUAUGCAGCUUUUAAACUGUUAUGUUUUCUCAAAAGCAAAAAAUAAAGAUCCUCACAACAACGUAUAAGUGUCUUCCAAUGUGGAAUAAUACACAUUUUGCAUUCUUUAU